Molecule: messenger RNA, 4381 nt
Organism: Rhinolophus ferrumequinum (greater horseshoe bat)
Lineage: Eukaryota; Metazoa; Chordata; Mammalia; Chiroptera; Rhinolophidae
Gene: IFT56
Product: intraflagellar transport 56
Exons: 18
Coding region: 251-2257 (668 amino acids)
Biological process (GO): intraciliary transport involved in cilium assembly; intraciliary anterograde transport
Cellular component (GO): ciliary basal body; intraciliary transport particle B; ciliary base
Molecular function (GO): protein binding; intraciliary transport particle B binding
Source: RefSeq, a predicted model, not a curated record
UGAUUUUAAACUACGCUUUCAGCCGUGUUAACUGGGGUCGGGCGUAAGAUAAAGUCGUCCAAUCAACACAUAUUACAGUACUUUAUUGUGUGUAGGUAUAUCAGUGGAAAUAUGAAACUGUAUUUUGAGGAACUCCCGCCUCCCGACGUCAGCUUCCUCGGUUCAGCAGAAAAUUUUUUUCUAACCUUCCGGCACCUGCAGAGGAUCGAGAUCACGUGCCAGUCAGCGCUCGGGGUUGCUAUGGAGCCCAAUGCACUCCAAAUCGGAAGUGGUCCUUGAAAAUUACUUUCCCAGGAAACUUGUAUUAUUAAAACAAUGUCAUUCUAAUUCGCUUUUUCCUAAAGCAAAUUCUUGCUAUCAGCACAGAAAGCUACGCUCUCCUCCCGAGAGGAACUUCUAUUCCUGCAGUGGCGGCAGCGGAACGGAACCAAGGAGCAGAGUGCUCGGGUCUCCCACGAGCGCUUCUCUGGAACGGACCAGCCCCCUCCAGCGGGGUUGCCGUGGAGACGAAGCGAGCUGUGGAUGCGGAGGAGCGCUGAGGCUGGGCCUUUACUACCUGACUGCCCAGGGGGCUCACAGGACCCACGCCAAGAUGAUGCUUUCAAGGGCCAAACCUGCUGUAGGCGGAGACUUACUGCACACUGACAAAAGAAAGAAGAAAGGUAGGAAGAUUCCAAAACUAGAGGAGCUACUUUCACAAAGAGAUUUCACUGGAGCUAUUACCCUACUGGAGUUCAAACGUCAUGUUGGGGAACAAGAAGAGGAUACUAAUUUGUGGAUUGGAUACUGUGCUUUUCACCUGGGUGACUACAAGAGAGCUUUGGAGGAAUAUGAAAAUGCGACAAAAGAGGAAAAUUGCAAUCCUGAAGUCUGGGUGAACCUAGCCUGUACCUACUUUUUUCUGGGAAUGUAUAAACAAGCAGAAGCUGCUGGAUUUAAAGCUCCAAAAAGCCGACUUCAAAACCGCCUCCUCUUUCACUUGGCUCACAAGUUUAAUGAUGAGAAGAAGUUGAUGAACUUUCAUCAGAAUCUUCAGGAUAUCACAGAAGAUCAACUCAGUUUGGCUUCCAUUCACUAUAUGCGAUCUCACUACCAAGAAGCUAUUGAUAUUUAUAAGCGAAUACUGCUAGAUAACAGGGAGUACCUUGCCCUCAAUGUGUAUGUGGCCCUAUGUUACUACAAGCUGGACUACUAUGAUGUGUCUCAAGAAGUUCUGGCUGUUUACCUCCAGCAAAUUCCUGAUAGUACCAUCGCACUCAAUCUUAAGGCCUGUAAUCAUUUUCGCCUUUACAACGGCAAAGCAGCUGAGGCGGAACUCAAAAGCUUGAUGGACAGUGCCUCUUCUUCCUUUGAAUUUGCUAAAGAACUCAUCAGACACAAUCUGGUUGUUUUCCGAGGAGGUGAAGGGGCUUUGCAGGUUUUGCCUCCCCUGGUUGAUGUCAUUCCUGAAGCCAGGCUAAACUUAGUGAUUUACUACCUUCGUCAAGAUGACGUGCACGAAUCUUAUAACUUAAUUAAGGAUGUGGAGCCCACUACUCCUCAGGAGUAUAUCCUCAAAGGAGUGGUCAAUGCAGCCCUUGGCCAGGAAACGGGUUCUAGGGAUCAUGUGAAAAUUGCCCAGCAGUUCUUCCAGUUGGUGGGAGGAUCAGCUAGUGAAUGUGAUACAAUACCAGGGAGGCAGUGCAUGGCUUCCUGUUUCUUCCUGCUUAAGCAAUUUGAUGAUGUCUUGAUUUACCUCAACUCAUUUAAGAGUUACUUCUAUAAUGAUGACAUCUUUAACUUUAAUUAUGCCCAAGCCAAAGCUGCAACAGGCAAUACCAGCGAGGCUGAAGAGGUGUUUCUUUUAAUCCAAAGUGAGAAGAUGAAAAACGAUUACAUUUACCUCAGUUGGUUGGCUCGAUGCUAUAUAAUGAAUAAGAAACCAAGACUAGCCUGGGAACUUUAUCUCAAGAUGGAAACGUCUGGCGAGUCCUUUAGCCUCUUACAGCUCAUCGCUAAUGACUGCUACAAGAUGGGCCAGUUUUACUAUUCAGCCAAAGCCUUUGACGUCCUAGAGAGGCUGGAUCCCAACCCUGAAUAUUGGGAAGGCAAGAGGGGUGCCUGUGUGGGCAUCUUCCAGAUGAUCUUAGCUGGGAGAGAACCCAAAGAGACCCUUCGAGAAGUCCUCCAUUUACUGAGAAGCACGGGUAACACCCAAGUAGAGUACGUCAUCCGGAUCAUGAAGAAAUGGGCAAAAGAAAAUAGAGUGCCUGUCUGAAACAGCUCCACAGGCCUAGGGAACCAGCCACCACUUUGACGUAAAAUUGAAAAGCUUUUUCCUCAAGUUUGAUGUAAGAUGCCGGCCUCUAUUUUAUUGACGUUUUCCUUCUCUGCUCUUCAAGCCACAAAACCAGCAGCUGGCUGCUUAGAACUUGCCACCUGGCUGAACUAAGUGCCAUAGUCUGUGCUGUGGCCCCAGUAGGCUCUGACUAGCAAUAAGACUUUGGACUUCGGUGCCUUUCUUCCAAAAAUACUCAGAGUACUCAUGUCAUUCAAUGACUUUAAGGAAAAUGGCAAACUUUUUUUUGUAUUAACAUUCUAUGGCAUUUUUUCCAAGCUGCAAUCACAAAUGCCAUUAAUGUUCAAGAGUUGCCGUCAUUCUCUCAUCUUAUUUUUAGCCAUCUCUGUACAUUCUUUUUACUGGGGAAUUCCAUAAAGAGUUCUGUAAUGCGUCUCUGAAUCUUGCAUCUCUUAACAGAGGUUAUAAAUAGCUAUAUGAUUCCAAGAAUGGCAGUCAGAUCUUUUAUCAAGCUGUCCAGUCAUUAAUAGAUAAUAGACUUAUGGAAUUAUUCUUUCAGUAAUCGCAUUCUUGAUGAUUAUAACAUGUUACAGUGGAGUAAAGGAGUAUUGCGGUCUUUUAGAAGGUGAGUACUAUGAAAAAAAAUCUGUGUGGUACAUUUAAGGUUAUUCAGGAAGCAAACAAUACAAAUCUCAUUUGUCACUUCUCCAUUAUAUUUUAGGUAACAAAACAGGUUAGGUUGUUUUUUUUUUCAUGUAUCUUGCUGAAUAAACAUCGAUUUUGAAAAUAGGGCUACAAAGAUUAUAUGUAUGCAUUAUGGCCAUUUGCUCGUAUUGAUGUAAUGAUAUAGAAUAUGGAUUGUGUAGAGCCCUUUGCGAGAUCUCCCAAGGGCCUCACUCUAUCCGAAGUCAUAUUCCAGGCUGAUGUUUCUGAGCUUUUGCAACAUAAACCUGUUAGACAACUGAGCGUUCUGAGGCUCACAAGCUAUUUUCAAAAAAUAGCUCUCCAUGUUUUUCUGUACCAGAUUACCUUUGUUUCUACACCAUGUAAUUUUUUUUUCCUGGGAGUUUAAGGUACCCAGUAUUAUAGGUGUAGAAAGCGCAGAGCCAUCCCUAUCCAGCAUGAGCACUGAAAGAAAGUUAUAAUUCCUUGAAGCACUAAAGACAGGAGAAUUCCUACAAGCACUGUAUCAGUUGCUCCACCUAUGCCCCCACCAUCUCACUGCAGAUGAAAGUGUAUAGAAUGGAGAUGGAAACAUGGCAGGAGUCAAAGACAGUUGCAAGAGGUUCUUUCAGCUCUACUCAGGAAGAUGACCAGUUUUCUCAUCUUUUAUCUUAGACCCGGAUCUAAUCAGUGCAAAGCACAAAUCAAAAUAAACUGGCCUGGAUAACUGAAUUGUAGAAAACAAAGUUACAUCUUUUUUUGUAUGCCAAAGCUUCUCUGUUUCAUUAUGUUAUUCCUACUUUUUAAAUAAUUGGUUCUGAGCACCUAAAGUACUAGAUGGGUCAGAUCUGGGCAGAACCUGCUAUAAUUUUUAGAAUCUUUCUGGUGAUUCUUAACUUACCUCACUUAAAAUUUUAGGAAACAUAACAGUGGAAAAAGACAAAUGGAAUUCCUCAGUGGCUUUUAGCAAUGAAAUUUGUCUUCCAGUUAAUUGCUGUUAUUUUCAAAUUACCUAUACUUAGAAAGCUUUUCCACUGAUGGCGAUUUACUUUUCAGUGAGCUUUUGUUGAAUUGAACACUUCACCCUGUGUUUUCCUGUCUUUUGAAAAAAAAAAAAAAAUCAGAUAUUCCAAAAAUAGCAAUUCCCAGAAUUUUAGACUCAUUUUUUAAAAAAGUUUUUAAUCUAUAGAAUUGAACCAAAAAACAUAAAGACUAGUUUAGGGGAGACACCAUCCAAUCCUGCCAUUAAGGGUAGUUACUUCUGAAAUGUCUUGGCAGGGUCCCAAGAUUGCACAGCUGUUUUUCUUCAUGUGGUGAUAGAGGAGAGAGGAAGGUCCAGGCUCAGGAAUGUAGUGUAAUGUGUACAGUUCAUAGCAUCAAUGGACUAUUUAUAGUCUGUAGCAAAUAUUACUUGCAAAUGGAAAAAAAUGUUACAAUUAU